Zeugodacus cucurbitae (melon fly) is the source of this 6759-nucleotide messenger RNA. RefSeq names its product ceramide phosphoethanolamine synthase (gene SMSr). Gene Ontology annotation, molecular function: sphingomyelin synthase activity; ceramide cholinephosphotransferase activity. Gene Ontology annotation, biological process: ceramide biosynthetic process. Bases 370 to 2118 code for a protein of 582 amino acids. The transcript has 7 exons. Lineage: Eukaryota; Metazoa; Arthropoda; Insecta; Diptera; Tephritidae. The record is from RefSeq and is a predicted model, not a curated record. Gene Ontology annotation, cellular component: Golgi membrane; endoplasmic reticulum membrane.
CGUUUUGCUUAUUUGAAUUUUAUACAAAUUUAAUGAGAAUUUAGAAAUAGUAUGGCAACGAAAAAUUUAUCGAAAUGUGUUAACAGAACAGCUGACCUUUGACGAUAGAGUAUUUCUUUAACAUAUGCUCGUAUUUACAAUUGGAAAUAUAAAUAUAUUACAUUGACUUCUGUUGGGUGUAUUAUUACAAAAAUAGCAGAAGUGGCACAAGCAAUUUAAACUAUGUUUACUUUUUAUAAAUAAUUGUAUAUAGUCAAAAAAGAUAAAUAAUCCACGAAAGAUGAACGACACGGCUUUUAAAAAAUAAAACAACUGCUGCAUAUUCAAAGCGUUCAAAUCGUUUAGAUCUAAACAUUUUUUUUUUUUACAAUGGCAAAUGUUAAUGUCAAUCAUGGUCAUAAUAGCAAUGAUAUCAAAGUAACAAAUUCAGCACAUGAUAUAAUCAAGCCUAUUGCAGAAAGAACUUCCAGGGAAUGGCAGGGAGAAGAUGUUGUAAAAUGGGCUGAAAAUCAAGGACUGGACUGCAAUGUUAUAACUUGCUUAGCAGCGGAACAUAUUGAUGGUAGUGACUUGCUCGAAUUGACUGAAAAUGAUAUUCGAGAUUUUCGUUAUCAUCUACAAUAUAAUCUAACUAUGAGUGAUAUGAAAAAACUUUGGGUCGCUGUACGAAAACUUCAAAAUACAAAUUCCUCAGCCUCGCAUAAUUUUCUGCAAAGAAACACAUUAGGGUCAUCUGAUUGUUCCCAGUUUAAUCGGCAUUGUAUACAUCAGUCAUGCGGGUCACCCUCCUGCUGCAAUUUGAAUGUUUGCAAUUGCCAUAUUGAACGAAAUGGUGUUGGUUAUUAUUCGGAUGUAUGUUCUCCGCCGAAUCCUCCAACUUUAAAUGGUAGUGUUGAAGAUGAUAACAUGUCUCCCCCCAUGUCCGUCGAUGGACGAGCCACGAAUAUACCUCCGGAGUUAUUUAAAACAGCAAUUAGUUUAGGUUACUCAUUUCUUGUCACAUGGAUAACGUCCUUUGUAAUGGUCAUAGUUCACGAGCGGGUACCUGAUAUGAAGCGUUAUCCGCCAUUACCGGAUAUAUUUCUCGACAAUGUUCCACACAUACCAUGGGCAUUCCAUAUGUGUGAAAUAACGGGCACAUUAUUGUUUAUUAUUUGGUGCUGUGUUUGCAUCUUCCACAAAUAUCGCCUUGUACUUUUACGACGUUUCUUCGCACUUGCUGGAACAGUAUUCUUACUUCGAUGCGUCACAAUGUUGAUAACAUCACUAAGUGUACCCGGAACACAUUUGCAAUGUAAUCAAAAUGAUUACGCCGUUGAUGAUACUGAUCUGUCUAUAACCGAAGCUCUGCAGUUACGGAUUUCCCGAGCCUAUACAAUUUGGAGUGGGCUUGGUAUGUCUAUACAAGGUGUUCGUACGUGCGGUGACUACAUGUUUAGUGGACACACAGUGGCCCUGACUCUUUUAAAUUUUUUCAUUACCGAAUAUACACCUCGAAACUUGUAUUUUUUGCAUACUAUGACCUGGCUUUUAAAUAUGUUCGGCAUAUUUUUCAUUCUUGCUGCACACGAGCACUAUUCAAUCGACGUGUUUGUUGCUUUUUAUAUUACAUCUCGUCUAUUUCUUUAUUACCACACGUUGGCCAAUAAUCAGGCUCUGAUGUCGCACGAUUCAACACGAACACGCAUUUGGUUUCCAAUGUUUAGUUACUUUGAGAAUUCUAUUGAUGGAAUCGUGCCUAACGAAUUUGACAGCAUUGGAGAUCUCUUAGAUUGUCUCUGCCAGCUUGUUUUGAGUUUUAAAGACACUUGUAUGUUAACAGCUCGUCGUAUUUGGAUAGAAGUCCCGCCAAUUUCAUCUAGCGAAAAUUUACCUUCACUUUCGAACGCACCGGAUUCAUUAAAACUUUUAAACAAACCAUCGCAAACACGAGAUGGCUUUGGAACAACGAUAUCGGCCAAUGUAUCCAACACUCUGACCCCAUCACAGCCUAUUUUUGACGUGAGCAAGAAAAUGACGCAUGGAAUUUUUAAAUCAUUCGAACCAACUUCUGACACUCCUAUAACAAAAUUAUCAGCUUCAAGCAAUAACAUUCAGGGGGAUAAGAAACAUCAGUAGCAGUAACAAACAAUCUCAACCAUGCACAAAUUGGCAUUUAUGGUAUUUCAAAAGUAUUUCCAGCGAUAAUACAUUAAAAUAAGUUCUUAAGUCAUUGCAAACCCUAUAUUUAGUUAUGCAAAUAUAUAUACAAUUGCGUACGUACAAAGCUUGUAUAAAUAUGAAGUCCAAUUUUUCAGUGGUCAGUGGUAAAGUUAAGGUCGCUUAACCGUCAUCAGAUUAAAGACAUCGACAUGGAAUCUUUAUUAAAUUUAUUUGGACAAUAUAACGAUUUGAAUCUACUUACAUAUGCAUGUCUCUCAGUAUGAAAUUUAUUAAUUAAUCAGUUCUAUUAGUUAGAAUUUCUCCAAUUUUAUGUAAAUUAGGUUAGUUGUUGACCACAAAUCAGUGAAGUAAUUAUAGAGUAUAAUACAAAAUAGCAUUAACAAAAAACAAAAGAAGGGAUGGAAGUAACUGAGAGAUGUAUACUCGCGAUUUGCAAGUAUGAAGGCUGGAAUAUUUUCAGACAAAAUUGUAUAUUAAAGAUAUUCAUAUUCGACGAAUUUCGUUCAAAGUUAUUGCAAAAAUAUUAGGUAUCAUUUUAACUUGCACUAUUAGUCAUAAAUUCAGUUAGUUUCAUGAUGACAUCUUGAUUCAUACCAGGAUCAUAACUUUCCAAGACCGCAUAUACCGAAAACGAAGACCUCAGUGCCUGUGGCUAAUUUUUUUAUCGAACUUAUAGGUACACAGUGUCUGUGGCUAAUUUUUUAGUGAGUGUGCGCAAAGUAACACACCAAAAGUUGUACGUCGAAAAGCGACAUUCACAACAGACCGACGAAGAUUUCGCAAUUCCAUGAUAUAUGCGACACCAUUCUAGAAAAGGGUUUUCUUCGACAAUUUUUUGAGAUUAUGAGGAGAUACCCCCAUUGUACAGUGGUUCCGCCCAUAGGCCAAAAAUCCAAAAAUCCAUCUCACGAUUUUUUGUCAAAAUGUAUACAGAUGUCCUCUAAAUUGUCCUAACUUCCUAUUUGCAAACCGGAUUUUCCUAUCAAUCUAACGGUACUUUCUAAGAAUAGAGUUAAAUGCAAGUACACCUGUUUGUUUUUUAAAGCACAUCAGAAAGUUUUUAAAAAAUUUCGCAGCAACAACGAACUUCUUUUUGUUCUGGUAAUUGUUCAGGUUAACGAAUCAAGAUUAUUUUUAAUGGAUUUUGAAGUUAAAGGUAUUUAUUUUAACUUGUGAAAUUAAUUAAGGCUAACGUGAUUUGUGUUUUUAGUGAAAUAAGUGUUUUAUAUCACUUAUUCCUUUUGUACCUUUUUUUGCGCGACUUCAAUUUGUUUACAUAAAGUUUUAAUUGUGUUCCCCGACGAUCCCCCUUUAAUUGUAUUUAUAUAUAGUAUUUAGCAGAGUCUUAAGGUAAUAAAAGUGUUAAAGUUGCGGAUUUAUUUGCAAUCGUUAAAAAAAUAAUACCCUAUGAAUUAACUAUUUUUAAGUUCAAACUCUCAUAAUUGCGCUAAGAAAGCUUGGAAAGAAGGAUAGAUGUGUACGAUUUACUAGAGGGGACAAUAUAAGUUUUUGUUCUAAUUAUAAUGACUGUUGAAUGGCAGUGAAAAAAUGAACUGUAUUAAAUUGGUUGAUAACACUGUCCAACAGCAUUUUUGGAACAGAAUAGCGACCCUAUAAUUCUGAAAGGGUAUGUUGAGUAGAACAUUUUUGUAGAACAAACUUAUGGUCCAGCACGUCUGAGCUUUUUUUUUACAGUGGGUCAAAGUUUUAAUUUUUUGGUCGAAGGGAGUAUUAUACGAUAUGAAAAAAAUGUUGUAAGUUAAUGUCUGAGAGAAUUCUUAUGGUCAGAGUUGUAUUGUGGAAUUGUAUGAGGAUUAUUUUUGUGGAAGAUCUUAACCCUCUAACUGGUUUCUUUAUGGGUCAAUUUUACCCUUUUUUCGAGAAAAUCAAAAAAUAUCCUUUAAAAAAGGACAUUUAAGGAUUAAAAUAUUAUACGAAAAUGUUUGGCGGAAAAUUUCAGUGGGGGUCACCAAAGACAUAGAAAGUACAUAUUUAUUUUUUUGCUUCAGCAGUAGUAGGAAUAUGGUCGUCUGUAGUACUAGAUUCCAGCAUAAGAAAAUCCAUCAAGCUACUUGGCUGUCCCUGGAUCGAAUCACUCGCAACCAGAUCGAUCAUGUUGUGAUAGAUGGACGACAUGUCUCCAGUGUCUUUGAUGUGCGUACGCUUCGUGGUCCCAACAUCGACUCGGACCACUAUCUUGUAGCAGCUAAGAUACGCACCUCUGUGUAGAAAAGCGCACACGUCAACAAACACAAGGAAGGUUCGACAUCGAGAAGCUGCAAUCACAACCGACAGCCGAACGAUUUUCUACUCGACUUGCACUCCUGCUCUCUGAGAGCACUCAUCAGCAUCUCGGUAUAAGGGAGCUGUGGGACGGCAUAUCAAACUCCUUACGUACAGCUGCAACCGAAACCAUUGGUUUUCGGAAAAGCCAAAAAAACAGCUGGUAUGACGAGGAUUGUCGUCUCGCAGUGGAGAGAAAACAGACUGCCUACCUCGCAAUGUUGCGAUCGACCGCAACACGAGCGGGAUGGGAAAGAUACCGAGAGCUGAAGAGGGAAGCGAGACGCAUUUGCAGACAAAAAAAGAAAGAGGCCGAAAUGCAUGAGUAUGAAGAGCUUGACAAGCCGGCCGACAGGGGUAAUGCUCGAUAAUUUUACGAAAAGAUCCGGCGACUAACUGAAGGUUUCAAGACCGGAGCGCACUCCUGUAGGAACCCCAGAGGUGAUCUAGUUAUUGAUGACCAGAGUAUACUGAGUUUGUGGAGGGAACACUUCUCCAGCCUGCUGAAUGGCAGUGAAAGUACAACACCAGGAGAUGGCGAACUCGAUUCCCCAAUCGACGACGAUGGAGCAGAUGUUCCAUUGCCCGACCGUGAAGAAAUUCGAAUAGCAAUUACCCGCUUGAAGAACAAUAAGGCGGCGGGUGCCGAUGGAUUACCGGCCGAGCUAUUCAAAUACGGCGGCGAAGAGCUGAUAAGGUGCUUGCAUCAGCUUCUUUGCAGAAUAUGGUCGGAAGAAAGCAUGCCUGACGAUUGGAACUCAGUGUACUCUGCCCAAUACACAAAAAGUGAGACCCCACAAUUUGCGCCAAUUACCGUGGGAUAAGCCUCCUCAACAUCGCGUAUAAGGUUCUGUCGAGCGUAUUGUGUGAAAGACUAAAGCCCACCGUCAACAAACUGAUUGGACCUUAUCAGUGUGGCUUUAGACCUGGAAAAUCAACAACAGACCAGAUAUUCACCAUGCGCCAAAUUUUGGAGAAGACCCGUGAAAAUAGGAUCGACACACACCAUCUCUUUGUCGACUUUAAAGCUGCUUUCGACAGCACGAAAAGGAACUGCCUUUGUGCCGCGAUGUCUGAAUUUGGUAUCCCCGCAAAACUAAUACGGCUGUGUAAGCUGACGUUGAGCAACACCAAAAUCUCCGUCAGGAUCGGGAAGGACCUCUCCGAGCCGUUCGAUACCAGACGAGGUUUCAGACAAGGUGACUCACUCUCGUGUGAUUUCUUUAACCUGAUGCUGGAGAAAAUAAUACGAGCUGCAGAGCUAAAUCGAGAAGGUACAAUCUUCUAUAAGAGUGUACAGCUACUGGCGUACGCCGAUGAUAUCGAUAUCAUUGGAAACAACACCCGCGCCGUUAGUUCUGCUUUUUCCAGACUGGAUAAGGAAGCGAAGCGUAUGGGUCUGGUGGUGAACGAGGGCAAGACGAAAUAUCUCCUGUCAUCAAACAAACAGUCAGCGCAUUCGCGUCUUGGCUCCCACGUCACUGUUGACAGUCAUAACUUUGAAGUUGUAGAUAAUUUCGUCUACUUGGGAACCAGCAUUAACACCAAUAACAAUGUCAGCCUGGAAAUCCAACGCAGAAUCACUCUUGCCAACAGGUGCUACUAUGGACUAAGUAGGCAAUUGAAAAGUAAAGUCCUCUCUCGACGAACAAAAACCAAACUCUACAAGUCUCUCAUCAUUCCCGUCCUACUUUACGGUGCAGAAGCGUGGACGAUGUCAACAUCCGAUGAGACGGCACUAGGAGUUUUCGAGAGAAAGGUUUUGCGGAAGAUUUAUGGUCUCUUAAGAAUUGGCAACGGCGAAUACCGCAGACGAUGGAACGAUGAGCUGUAUGUGUUAUUCGACGACAUAGACAUAGUCCAGCGAAUAAAAAAACAGCGGCUACGCUGGUUAGGUCAUGUUGUCCGAAUGGAUGAAAGUGCUCCAGCUCUGAAAGUAUUCGAUGCAGUACCCGCUGGUGGAAGCAGAGGAAGAGGACGACCUCCACUCCGGAAAGACCAAGUGCAAAGUGACCUGGCUUCACUUGGUGUUUCCAGUUGGCGCCAAACUGCCAGAAGGAGGGAUGCGUGGCGCGCUGUUUUGGACUCCCCUAUAACCGCGUAAGCGUUGUCUACGCCAGUCAAGAAGAAGAAGAAGUAGUAGGACAAUGGAUUAAAGAUUAAACUUAAUAUGCUUUCCUGUAUUUAGCUUGACGUGAAUGUUCCGAUGUGUCAAGGUUUCUGUACAAGCCCCAUACGUAUUCAGCAAGCAUUACAGUUUGGGAUUUCCCUUUGAAUCUUUCUUCCAAUACCUUUAUAUCCUGAUGAAACCUU